UUUUACAUUAGGUACUAGAAAUAUUUUGUAUAUUCUUUAGGUACUUACAUAAAGUAAGCGUACUGAACUUUAUGUUCGUGUGUGACAAAUUAAAAUCAAGAAAUCUGACCAAGAAAUUAAUGAAAGCCUGACUAUAAUAAUUAUAGUAUAAACCAGAAUUAUUCUGGUCGCUAAAAUUUGAAUGUUUUUUCGUUUUAUAGGUUAUAAUAAUGUCGAAAAUAUUGAAUAUUUUACUAAAUUACAACAAAGUAGGGCCGCGAAUAUUUAGUUCUAAAAUGUUAAUCUGUCAUAAUUCGUUAAGAAAUGCAAACCUUCAUACACAUUUACCGAACUGUGCAGUGAAAAAAACCACAACCGCUGCUGGAGGAGUGUUAGGCCUGGGCAAAGGCAAGAAAAAGCUCAGCAAGUUGGGAUCCAUGGAGAAGAAGCAGCUACCAGUUGAAACAGAUCCUGAAAAACUGGUGAACUAUGUAUGUGGUUCAAAUAUUUACACAACUGGUGAAGAUAUUAAGAUAAAAGAUGACAGUGAGUAUCCUGAUUGGCUCUGGACCCUGAACACAGGAAAGCCUCCACGCAUUGAAGACCUAGACCCUAACACAAAGCAGUACUGGAUCCGUGUGAGAGCUGCUGGCAUGCGUAGGAACAACAAACUAAGAUCUAUGCGCAAGUUCUAGAAAGUUCUGCUAAACUUCUUAUUCUAGACUUACAUAAUAUGUUGAAUAUAAACACACAGCUAAUUGCAGUCAGUAACUUCUCGUUGAAUAAUUUUCAAGUAUGAAAAUUUUACAUAAAAGUAAAAGAUAUAUACAGGUACAAAGUUGUAUUGAAUUAUUGGGCAGAGAUAAAAUCAGGAUAAAACCAGGAUUCCCUAUGCGGGAAUUCUAAUUACUGGUCACCUUGUCACCGGUUGCCUAGAAAUGUACUAAAAUAAACAUACAUAUUAACUUGGUCAAGCAAAGCUGAAUUUAGAAAAACUUUAUAUUAUACUAUUUCAAACAAUAUUCUUAGGUUUUAUAAAAAGCUAUUAUAGAAAUAUGAUAUUAUAAUGUUAGGUAGUAGAUUAAAAGUACAUAACUUAUUAAAUUUUAGCAAUAAAAACAUUUGUUACAAGGUUA
Pararge aegeria (speckled wood butterfly) is the source of this 1115-nucleotide messenger RNA. RefSeq names its product 39S ribosomal protein L54, mitochondrial (gene mRpL54). The transcript is spliced from 3 exons. The record is from RefSeq and is a predicted model, not a curated record. Lineage: Eukaryota; Metazoa; Arthropoda; Insecta; Lepidoptera; Nymphalidae. The coding region runs from base 210 to 674 and encodes 154 amino acids. Gene Ontology annotation, cellular component: mitochondrial large ribosomal subunit. Gene Ontology annotation, molecular function: structural constituent of ribosome.